AUAAGAAGCAAACAAAUUCUUAAACGUUCCAGAAAUUCUGUGGAUAUAUUAUACACAUGACGUGUAUAAAAAUAUCUAAUUAAUUCCUUCUGUGCUUUUGAAUUGACAGCUGUUUUGUAUAUCUUGAAAGUGUCGUUGUGGAUUAUUACGUUAUUGUCAGGCAAAGAUGGCUGACGAGGAUCCGGUAAAAUCUUCUAGUUCUUCGGUUAAAAAGGAAGAAAAUGAGCCUCAAGGGGAUGUUAAGAAAAUAUCGGUAACAGUUAAGACGCCCAAAGAGAAAGAAGUCGUAGAAGUUGCCGAAAAUGCUUCAGUUAAAGAGUUUAAGGAUAUCGUUGCACCAAAGUUCAAUUCAGAGCCUGAUCAAUUGUGCCUCAUAUUUGCCGGUAAAAUAAUGAAGGAUGGUGAUACUUUGACCCAACACAAUAUAAAGGAUGGGCUCACAAUCCACUUGGUUAUUCGAGCCAAACCCAAAGCUAACGAGUCCGGCCCAUCUAGACCACCAGCUGAUGUAAAUGCAACUCCAUUUGGCCUUGGACCUCUUGGAGGUCUCAUUGGAUUAGAAUCAAUGGGAGUUAACUCUAGUAACUUUAUGGAACUCCAAAAUAGGAUGCAAACGGAAUUAUUCAGUAAUCCAGAUAUGUUUAGACAGAUGUUAGAUAAUCCUCUUGUACAAACAUUAAUGAAUGAUCCGGAAAACAUGAGAUCUUUGAUAACAAGCAAUCCUCAGAUGCAGGAGCUGAUGGAACGCAAUCCAGAGAUCAAUCAUAUGAUGAAUAAUCCCGAGUUGUUGCGUCAAACUAUGGAAUUGGCUAGAAACCCCUCUAUGCUUCAAGAGUUAAUGAGAAGCCAUGAUCGGGCAAUUAGUAACUUGGAAAGCAUCCCUGGGGGCUACAGUGCUCUGCAAAGGAUGUAUAGGGAUAUUCAAGAACCAAUGUUAAAUGCUACAGCUGAGCAAUUCAUCAGGAACCCCUUCUCAGGUUUAGCAGACAAUAAUGCUACUGGCGCAAAUCCACAACAAGGCUCUGAAAACCGCGAACCUCUACCAAACCCAUGGGGAGGUGGUAGUGGAGGAAGAAGUCCAAAUUCUACAUCUCCAACAACCCCUAGACCAGGGGUAAUGAACACCCCACAGAUGUCUAGUUUGCUCCAACAAAUGUCAGAGAAUCCUCAAUUAGUUCAGAGCAUGUUUAAUGCUCCAUAUACGCGUUCCAUCAUUGAAGCAAUGCAAGCUGAUCCAAAUAUGGCUAGCAGCUUUCUAGCGGAUAAUCCCUUGAUAUCGAGGAACCCUGCACUUCAGGAACAAAUGCGACAAUAUAUGCCUCAGUUCCUGCAACAGCUUCAGAAUCCGGAAAUGCAAAAUUUGAUGACUAAUCCGCAAGCAAUUAACGCAAUAAUGCAGAUCCAACAAGGCAUGGAAUCAUUGAGGCAAGCUGCCCCCAGCUUAGUUAAUACAUUUGGCAUUCCACAACCACCAAGUGCUUCUACAACAACCACAAACACCACUGGCUGUACUACAACACCAGCAACUACUACAACGCCAUCUACAAACACCACAACUACUGCUCCGUCUCAGCCUACUGAUACAUUUUCUGAGUUUAUGUCGAGAAUGGUGGCAGGCAUGACAGCUGGAAAUAACCCAAAUCUACCCCCAGAACAGAGAUAUCAGCAGCAGCUAGAACAGCUUACCUCAAUGGGUUUCCUCAAUCGCGAGGCUAACCUACAAGCUUUGAUAGCCACAUUUGGUGACAUCAAUGCCGCUGUUGAACGACUGCUGGCCUUAGGACAGUUGUCCAUGAGCUAACCUAUUUGAAGCAAUUGUUUGUAAACGUGUAUUAUUUGACUUCUCUUUCUUGUAAGUUAUUUGUUCAAAGUUUUGGGUUAAUAUGAGAUGAUAUAAACUCGGUUCAUGGCUAUUAGCGAUGAAUUCUCAAAUUAUGACCAGGAAUUUGAUUUCGUCCAAUGGUUUUAAAUUUAUUGAAUUGUUUCUUCGACUCGGAUGAAGGGCAUUAUAUAGACUGUUCUGGGAAUUCAUAGCUUGAUAGUUUAAAAAAAAACUUAUUUAGGCCUUUCAUUUGUAACUUUUAAUGUUCUAAGAAAUAAAAGGAAAAAUAUGAGAUUUUUAGUUUUGUUUCGCAUAUUGAAUUUUUUCUGUACCGAAGGCGCAAUAUAUUCUAAUGUCUUCAUGGUGAAAAAGGCAUAUUUGAUACCUAGACGUUCUGGUUGGACUUAAAUGCUGAAUGAGCUUUCUGAGUUAGGAUCGUCACUCAGCAUGAAUAUAAACUUAAUAAACAUUCUGUUUAUAUAUUAUUAUGUUCUGUUGUUCUGAUUUAAUAAACAGUUCUGAUAAUUC
Molecule: messenger RNA, 2350 nt
Organism: Harmonia axyridis
Lineage: Eukaryota; Metazoa; Arthropoda; Insecta; Coleoptera; Coccinellidae
Product: ubiquilin-4
Exons: 7
Coding region: 167-1801 (544 amino acids)
Biological process (GO): ubiquitin-dependent protein catabolic process
Cellular component (GO): cytosol
Molecular function (GO): polyubiquitin modification-dependent protein binding
Source: RefSeq, a predicted model, not a curated record